CUGACGUGAAGUGUUUAUUAAGUGGAGGAAUCCGAAUGCAGUUGAUGUCUGGCUUUCCUCACGUAAUCAUGACAACCAACAUCAUCGCCCUUAUUGUGGCUAUUGGAUUACCCGUUCUGCUGGCCAUAAAUGGCUGUUGGGUGCUUUUGUUUAUUACCGCAAUCGUCUGGCUUUGGCAGAAACGCCACUUCAACUUCUGGCGGCGAUUGGGAGUCCCAUCUAUACCACCGACGCCCUUUGUGGGUAAUGUGUGGAAUUUAUUGCGGGGAGGAUGCUGUUUUGGGGACCAGUUUAAGGAGAUGUACCAAAGCAGGGCUGCUGCCGGACAUCCCUACGUGGGGAUUCAUGUUCUGCACAACCAUGCUCUGCUUUUGAGGGAUCCAGCCCUCAUAAAGCGAAUUAUGGUGGAGGACUUCUCCAAGUUCUCCAGUCGGUUCGAGACAACCGAUCCCAUUCACGACACGAUGGGUUCACAGAAUCUGUUCUUCUGCAAAUACGACACUUGGCGGGAGAUCCACAAAAUAUUUGCGCCAUUCUUUGCGGUCGGAAAGGUCCGGCAGAUGUAUGGACUGCUGGAACGCGUUGGCCAGCAAUUGGAGGACCAUAUGGCUGUCGAGCUAGGCGGGAAGCAGUCCAUGGAACUGGAAGUCAAGCAGUUGUGUGCCCUCUUCACAACGGAUAUCAUCGCUUCCCUGGCGUUUGGAAUAGAAGCCCACAGCUUGCAAAAUCCCCAGGCCGAGUUCCGGCAGAUGUGCAUCGAAGUCAAUGAUCCCCGGCCAAAAAGGUUAAUCCACCUGUUCACGAUGUUCUUCUUUCCGCGACUAUCCGGUAGAAUUCGAACACAUCUGUACUCGGAUGAGUAUGAGAGGUUUAUGCGCCAGUCCAUGGACUUUAUUCUGGCCGAACGCGAAGCCAGUGGGAUAAAGCGUCACGAUCUGAUAGAUAUAUUCCUGCAAUUGAAGAGCAGCGAGUCAGCAGACAGCAUUAUCCAUCGUCCGGAUUUCUUUGUGGCCCAGGCAGCCUUUCUGCUCCUCGCCGGCUUCGAUACUUCCUCCUCCACCAUUACCUUUGCCCUGUACGAGCUGGCCAAGCAGCCAUCGAUUCAAGCUCGGCUGAGGGAGGAGCUCCGAGAGGUCCUGCACUCCGGCCAAGAUAGGCAACUAAGCUGCGACAUCAUCAAUGGAAUGACAUAUCUGCGCCAGGUGGUGGAUGAAGUACUGCGUAUGUAUCCGCCCACCGCAUUUUUGGAUCGGUGUUGCAAUGCCCCAGAGGGCUACGACCUCUCUGAAUGGAAAUGUGGUACCCCUUUCAAAUUACGUUCCGGCACACCAGUAUAUAUAUCAGUUCUGGGACUUCAUCAUGAUCCCCAGUUCUGGCCCAGUCCGGAGAUUUUCGAUCCUGAACGGUUCGCUCCUGGACAACGACAGCAACAUCAUCCCAUGACAUAUCUACCCUUUGGAGCCGGCCCAAGGGGCUGCAUUGGGACAUUGUUGGGCCAGCUGGAGAUCAAAGUGGGUCUACUCCACAUUCUGAAGAACUUUACUGUCGAACUCUGUGAUAGAACUUUGCCGGAAAUGCAGUUCGACCCAAAAGCCUUUGUCCUUACAGCAAAAGGCGGAACCUUCCUGCGUUUUGUUGAGAAUCGUCUUUGAAGUGGAUAUAAUUUUUUGC
Molecule: messenger RNA, 1671 nt
Organism: Drosophila bipectinata
Lineage: Eukaryota; Metazoa; Arthropoda; Insecta; Diptera; Drosophilidae
Gene: Cyp6t1
Product: Cytochrome P450 6t1
Biological process (GO): insecticide catabolic process; response to DDT
Molecular function (GO): iron ion binding; monooxygenase activity; heme binding
Source: RefSeq, a predicted model, not a curated record